AUGCAAUUCAACUGAGCCGGGAAGAAGAGGCGCCAGUGUUCAGUCGUGUUUUGACGAGGCAAACUUGUUUUGAACUUGAGUUUUGCAACGAGGCAUCAAGCAAACACCCACCUUUGCAAGCUGCAACCCAUGUGUCAAGCUGGGCUCGAGAAAGAAAUUCAUUGUGACUUGCAUGUAAGAGGUGUUUUCUUUGGAUAGAAGGGCCAACGAAACAUCCCUCGAGCCAUGAGCCUCUCCAAACCACGCAGAUGCCGGGCAGCAUUCACCGUUCUGCUUCCGCGCCGAAGACGCGCUCGGGCAGUUUGGGCUCCAUUGCCUUCACCACAUCAGGUUUGGGCGCACUCCUGCGUGAGCAAGCAAAAACUUGAACAUGCCUUGCAGAACCCAGAGGUGACAGCUAUCGAGGUGGACGUGGCUAUGGGAUACUUCACAGGAAAUCCUGGUAAGAAGAUGCCUGUCAUGACUCAUCCACCUCUUCUCACCUCAGAUCUCACCUUUGAGGAUUUCCUGGACAAGUUGAUCGAAGACAAGCGGCGGCAUGUGAAGUUCGACUUCAAGGAUUUGGAAUCCGUAGAGCGCUGCCUGCCUGUGUUGGCAGAGCGAAGCAGUGAACUGGCGCGCAACGGGCAAGCCGUUUGGCUGAAUGCGGAUGUGCUGCCUGGACCUGGUUUGAGGCGCUGGAGUUGUGCUGUUCCAGCAGAGGAGUUCUUGAGCAAAGCCGAGGAGUACUGCCCAGGUGCUCACUUGAGCCUUGGGUGGAAAGCCAACCCCGUGGGAUUAGAGGCGUACAACGAAGCUGAUUGCAAGGCGAUGGCGCAGAUCUGUAGACAUCAUGCCAAGCAGAAUGUGGUCUUUGCAGUUGCGGCGCGCGCAGCAGCCCGGGAUUUCCAACCCUUGGCAGAUCUCUUGGCGCAGAUACCAGGAAGCCAGCUGCUCUUUUGGACUGGUGCUUGGGAGCCCCCUUUGCUGAACACGACCCUUGUGAAGCUCCAAGAAAGCUUGGCGAACCAUGGCUUGUUGCAACGAUGUGGUUUCGACUGCCGCGUUCUGGAUUCGUAUUUCUCUUGCUUGGGUCCGAUGCUUUCAGCUAUUACAGAAGCCGGCAAUGCAUUGUUCCAUGUUGUGGCAAAAACCAUGUUUGCCUUCCAGUGAUGCGAAGAAAAAGACUAUGGCCGCAUCGUUAACCAUUUUUUCGGAGCACGGUGACUCGUGCUCGAAUUUGUUUGUGCAUGUGCAUGUGCCGUCGGAUCCUGUUUUGCGCCGUACUGUCGCACAUUUUGGUGAAGCGCGUGGUGACCUGGUGCCA
This is a messenger RNA of Effrenium voratum, 1306 nucleotides long. The record is from the annotation of a GenBank genome assembly. NCBI's taxonomy places the organism in Eukaryota, Dinophyceae, Suessiales, Symbiodiniaceae.